Struthio camelus australis is the source of this 986-nucleotide messenger RNA. The record is from RefSeq and is a predicted model, not a curated record. Lineage: Eukaryota; Metazoa; Chordata; Aves; Struthioniformes; Struthionidae.
CGCUUCGAGGAGCUGCUGGCCUUCGUGCCCUACAUGCACCGCUUCCUCAGCAAGAAGAGGAUCCGCCACCGCAUCUUCGUGCUCAACCAGGUGGAUCACUUCAGAUUUAACAGAGCGUCUCUGAUCAACGUGGGCUUCCUGGAGAGCGGCAACGACACCGACUACAUUGCAAUGCACGACGUUGAUCUCUUGCCCCUCAACGAGCAGCUGGACUACAGCUUCCCAGAGGCAGGGCCCUUCCAUGUCGCCUCCCCAGAGCUGCAUCCGCUGUACCACUAUAAAACCUACGUGGGCGGCAUCCUGCUGCUCACCAAGCAGCACUAUGAGAUGUGCAAUGGCAUGUCCAACCGCUUCUGGGGCUGGGGACGGGAAGACGAUGAGUUUUAUCGCCGCAUCAAAGGAGCCGGUCUCCAGGUUCGCCGUCCCUCUGGAAUCACAACUGGAUAUGAGACUUUCCAGCACUUGCAUGACCCGGCCUGGAGGAAGAGGGACCAGAAGCGCAUUGCUGCACAGAAGCAGGAGCAGUUUAAGGUGGAUCGGGACGGAGGUCUGAACAACGUGAGGUACCGAAUUGAGUCACGGACAGAUCUGAGUGUGGCAGGAGCCCCCUGCACUGUCCUCAAUAUAUUACUGGACUGUGACACAAGCGAGACCCCUUGGUGCACGUUUGGCUGAGCAGCCUGCCCCAUGUGCCAGUCACGUGCGCUGUGCUUGUGCUGAGACGCCAGGGCUGCCGCCAAGCUGCUUGACGCAGGCAGGAUUUUUGCAGUAGGCAAGCAUAGAGGUGCUGGCAGGACGCAGAGGAACAGAAAGGGCUGAGAACCAAUCCUUGACGGGACCAAGAGAGCAGGCAGAGAGUGGGACUCCAUGGCGUUGCUGCAAACAGUGGUGCUGCCUCCUGGGGCAGGUGCAGGAGGCUGUUUCCCUGCACUGGACAAGGCUGAGCUGCCACCCAGCUCUGAGGACAAUAAAGAACUGUCAGGGCA